AUGCUCUCCUUCUCCCGUGCUCUCAAGGCAAAGGCCCCCAUCGCCCGCCAGGCAUCCGCCGCCUUCGCCAUCCCUUCCCGCUUCGCAAACGCUCGUCUCUACUCUUCCCACAAGGAGAUCAACUUUGGAAUCGAGGGUCGCGCAAAGCUCCUCAAGGGUGUCGAAAUUCUCGCAAAGGCCGUCGCCGUCACCCUCGGCCCCAAGGGACGCCACGUCCUCAUCGCCCAGCCCUACGGCACCCCCAAGAUCACCAAGGAUGGUGUCACUGUUGCAAAGUCGAUCACUCUCGAGGACCCCUUCGAGAACCUCGGAGCCAAGUUGAUCCAGGAUGUUGCUAACAAGACCAACGAGACCGCUGGUGACGGUACCACCACCGCCACCGUCUUGACCCGCGCCAUCUUUGCCGAGGGUGUCAAGAACGUCGCUGCUGGAUGCAACCCCAUGGACUUGCGCAAGGGAGUUAUGAUGGCCGUUGACGCCGUUGUCGAGUUCUUGCGUGAGAACAAGCGUGAGAUCACCACCACUCAGGAGAUUGCUCAGGUCGGAACCAUCUCGGCCAACGGCGACAAGGCUAUCGGAAACUUGUUGGCCCAGGCCAUGGAGAAGGUCGGCAAGGAGGGUGUCAUCACUGUCAAGGAUGGCAAGACCACCGAAGAUGAGCUCGAGAUCACCGAGGGUAUGCGUUUUGACCGCGGUUACAUCUCCCCUUACUUUGUCACCGACACCAAGACCCAGAAGGUCGAGUUCGAGAAGCCCUUGAUCCUCUUGUCCGAGAAGAAGAUCUCGAUGCUCCAGGAUAUCCUCCCCGCCCUCGAGGCUGCCGCCACCCAGCGCCGCCCUCUCCUUAUCAUUGCCGAGGACAUUGAUGGUGAGGCUUUGGCAGCCACCAUCCUUAACAAGCUCCGCGGCCAGUUGCAGGUUGCUGCCGUCAAGGCCCCUGGCUUUGGUGACAACCGCAAGUCGAUCUUGGGCGAUCUUGCUACCUUGACCGGAGGUAUUGUCUUUUCCGAUGAGCUCGAUGUCAAGUUGGAGCGUUUGACCCCUGACCUUCUGGGAACCAUUGGCUCGAUCUCGAUCACCAAGGAGGACACCAUCUUGAACGGCACCGGUGCUGGUUCCAACGAGGCCAUUGCCCAGCGUUGCGAGCAGCUCCGCUCUUUGAUUGCCGACGCCGGCACCUCGGACUAUGAGCGUGAGAAGUUGGAGGAGCGUCUUGCCCGUCUCAGCUCGGGUGUUGCCAUUAUCCGUGUCGGAGGCCAGAGUGAAGUUGAGGUCGGCGAGAAGAAGGACAGAAUCGUUGAUGCCUUGAACGCCACCAAGUGCGCUGUUGAUAGCGGUGUCCUCCCCGGUGGUGGUACCGCCUUGCUCAAGGCGCUCAAGGUCCUCGAUGCCUUGAAGGGUGAUAACUUUGACCAGCAGCUCGGAAUCAACAUUAUCCGUUCGGCCAUCCAGGUUCCCUCCAAGACCAUUGUUGCCAACGCUGGAGGAGAGGGUGCUGUUGUCAUUGCCAAGGUUGUCGAGAGCGAUGACUUCCAGUACGGUUAUGAUGCCUCGACCGGCGAGUACGGUGACAUGUACGCCCGCGGUGUUUUGGAUCCCUUCAAGGUUGUUGUCACUGGUUUGAAGGAUGCUGCCGGUGUUGCCUCGUUGCUGAGCACCUCCGAGGCCAUGAUUGUCGAUGCCCCCAGCAGCGACAAGGGAGCCAUGGGUGGUAUGGGCGGUAUGGGCGGCAUGGGCGGCAUGGGUGGUAUGGGUGGUAUGAUGUAA
Linnemannia hyalina is the source of this 1767-nucleotide messenger RNA. NCBI's taxonomy places the organism in Eukaryota, Fungi, Mortierellomycota, Mortierellomycetes, Mortierellales, Mortierellaceae. The record is from the annotation of a GenBank genome assembly.